This is a messenger RNA of Fukomys damarensis (Damara mole-rat), 252 nucleotides long. RefSeq names its product translationally-controlled tumor protein-like. Gene Ontology annotation, molecular function: calcium ion binding. Gene Ontology annotation, cellular component: cytoplasm. Lineage: Eukaryota; Metazoa; Chordata; Mammalia; Rodentia; Bathyergidae. The record is from RefSeq and is a predicted model, not a curated record. Bases 16 to 252 code for a protein of 78 amino acids. The transcript has a single exon.
CCUUCGGCCACCAUUAUGAUCAUCGAUCCAGACCUCAUCAGCCACGAUGAGAUGUUCUCCGACAUUUACAAGAUCCGGGAGAUCGCGGGCGGGCUGUGCCUGGAGGUGGAGGGCGAGACGGUCAGUAGAACGGAGGGUGACGUUGAUGACUCGCUCGUUGGUGGAGAUGCCUCCGCUGAAGGCCUGAAGGGUGAAGGUACGGAAAGCACAGUAGUCACUGGUGUGGACGUUGUCGUGAGCCAUCACUCGUAG